AUGUCCCGGGAGACGUCUGGAACCUUUGCAAACGGCGCCAUGGCUGCCCAUCCAGGAAUCUCAGGUCCUGAGUUACCCGAAGUCCAUGACACAUUAACUUCACAGAACCAGUCGGCACGCUUGAGUCGAUCAGACACAGUGAACCCCUCGGCGGAGCAACACGAUUGGGCAUAUAACCGAUCUCCACUCCAAAAGCUUGAGGUUGCUUUGGGUGGAAUUAGUAAAGAAGAGAAAAGAGCCCGCGCGUUAGAAGCCGAAAGAAAGUUGAAAGAGCGAAUGGCUAGGAAGUCUGCGGCUGGUCCUCCUCCGGAAUCGCAAGAACGGGACAUGAAGCCAAACUCUCGAGCUACAUAUGAAAAUGACGUUCCAGAUAGACGGGCUUCUCGGAAAGACCCGAGGCUUCAGGAAAAUGGAGGCCAUGAGAGACCGAACUUCGACAGUCAGGGUAAAAACAAUAUUCAGCGAGAACCAGAGCCUCCGCGGCCUACAACUUCACGUGGUCUACCACCGUCGAUGCAUGGACCUCCGGCACGCCCUCUUCUAGAGUCGCAGGAUGCGAGCAACCGCUCCCCGGAUGUGGGAGCUGUGAAAGGAGGCAGUGCUCGACGUUCGGUUUCAAUUAGUCAACCGCCGGAAACGCCUCGCAUGUUGCCGCGCGAACAAAAGCAGGCCAACCCUCGAAACAGUCGGUCUUCAUCUUCCCAGGUGCCCCCGACGCAUCAGGUUCCCAAAUCAGCCAAACCAGCCCAAACGGGUGCUUCCAACGCUGGCCAACCAUACCCUGAUACUAGGACGAGAGCUCCCGUAUCUCGUUCCAAUCCUCAACAGAACGGUCAUCCCGUCGAACCACCAGCUGUUGCGGCUGUAGGUGAUAGAUUACCUGCUCCUCACGAGAUACAAGAUAGCGGAGAGUCCAUAAUACCAGGAAGUGAUGAAAACAUACAGCCCUCACAGACGAAGUCAAAACGCCAUACUGUUUCAUUCAAUGUGCCGCCACCGACACCCCCUCCACUAUCAGAAUGGAAGACAGCACCCACCGUGAAACUUGCGGCGUCCGACUUCAAUUUACAACAGUCCUUGGAUGUGGACAGAAGCAAGGCAUGGUGGGAAGCCGGAACCCGAGAUCGACGGGAAAGCAGGGCACUACCGAAAAACUACCAGAAGGCCCCUGCCCCGAAGCCAACGUCCUACAAACGCUUUCAACCCUUGAUAUUUCUAAAAAGCGGGCCUCUGCUCCGCUAUGCAGGCUUGAAAUGCGAGAGGACAGAUGGCCCGAAAGGGCCUGUCGACAAAGAGACUUGGAGAGGCACCAUUUUGAUCGUGACGAAAGACUCGAUCUCUUCAUAUGAACCAGCGCCUACGAUAAGACUGUUUUCUCAACCAAUGAAUCUCCUUCCUCCGCCACCUGCGCAGAUCAACAGUGAAGGAGUCCAGUUGGCACCCGAGUACAUCGACCCGACGGCUGGACUGACGAAACUCGGUCGAGAUGGCCGUCCUCUUUAUGUUAAACCGGUUGACCACACAGAAGAGCAGCUUGAUCUUUCAUCCGUCGAGAACGAUGAUGGUAUCUAUGAGAUGUCCCCGAGUGCUAUCGACUAUGGAUUUAAACAACCAAUACCUGCUAAUAGGAUUCAUUCAACGGACGGAGAAACAGUUGGAAUUUAUAAGGAGAUUCCAGCAUUCCGCCUCUAUGCCGAUGCGGGCAGAGAUGUCACUUUUUGGAGGUUCAACAUAGAGAUUGAGUUGGGCGAGAAGCAACAGCGGAUCGCAUACCGCCUGAAUCAAGGUCCUGCUAUAGGGUUCUGGGUGCCAGCCAAGGGCCAAUCGAUGAAUAUAAUGUACCAUUCUUGCAAUGGAUUCACGCCCGGUGUGGAUUCCGACAAGUUCUGCGGUCCGGACCCUCUGUGGCGAGACGUUCUCAACGAGCACCAAACACGCCCAUUCCACGUAAUGAUUGGUGGGGGUGAUCAAAUAUUCAACGACAAGGUCACCACCGACUCGGUACAUUUUCAGGAAUGGCUCAAGAUUAAGGAUGCCAGCGAAAAGUACGAAACCCCGCUCAAUUCUGAAUUUAAGGACGAGCUUGAGAGGUCGUACCUUGAAAACUACUCAACCUGGUUCUCCCAAGGGCUUUUCUCUCUUGCCAAUUCUCAAAUACCCAUGGUGAAUGUUUGGAACGACCAUGAGAUCCUCGAGGGCUUUGGGUCGUACCCCGAUGAGUUCAUGAGCUCGGCUGUGAUUUCAGGCCUCGGCAAUCUCGCAUACAAGUACUACUUGUUAUUCCAGCACCAUACUGUGCCGGAAGAGACAGAGGAGGAUGAGCCUAGUUGGAUUUUGGGCGCGGAACCUGGGCCAUAUAUCAACCAACGCAGUCGUCAUUUGUUUAUGUCUCUUGGUAAUGGGCUGUCUUUCCUGGGGCUCGACUGCAGAACUGAGAGAAUGUGUGAUGAAAUCAUCAGUGAGCGUACAUCUGAUCUUAUUUGGGACAGAUGUCACCGUGAGAUUAGCAGGGGCGAAACAAAACAUUUGAUUGUGCUAUCGAGCAUACCAAUUGCUUAUCCUCGAGUCGCCAUGGUGAAAAAUAUCCUGAACAGCCGACAGUCACUAGGAAAAGCUGGUCUUCUCGGUGGGCUGGUGAAUAGAAGGGGCGCCAAAGUUGAAAUAUUUGACGACCACUGGACAGCAAAGCACCACAAAUCGGAGCGGAGGUAUCUCAUUGAAGAUCUCCAAGAUCUUGCGGCAGAAAAGUCCAUUCGUGUCACCAUUCUUAGCGGCGAUGUCCACCUUGCUGCCGUCGGACAAUUCUACUCGAACCCUAAUCUUAAUAUACCCAAGGACAAGGACUACCGAUAUAUGCCCAACAUAAUCUCAUCCGCCAUUGCAGACGUCCCCACUACUGAAAUGAUAUCGGACACACUCAACCGACGAAACCAGGUCCACCACAUGGACAGUAAUACUGACGAGGAAAUGAUUCCAAUUUUCACACAUGACGUCAAUAACAAAGUGCGAAAGAAUAAGCGCCUGCUACCGAGACGCAACUGGUGCUCCAUUCGCUUGUAUGAGCCUGGCACUACACCACCCGUAACUCCAGAAUCCGAGUCUCCAGCUACCCCCGAUGAGCCACGCCCCAAUGUGCUCCAACGAACGCUGUCAUUGACUCGCGGUGAGAGACCCAAAAGUGGUCUUAUACGCCGACUCUCUGGUAAGGGCCGACCACCAACGAAGGAGUUCAACCUUGGCGGCGCUCCCCCGGAACGGCGAAUGAGCAUGGAUGGGCCAUUCCCACCGGCAGGAGCCGGUGAUUCCUAUUUCCCGCCAACGGCAGAGUUCCGACCUGGCCCAUUCCUCCGCCGGCCAACAAACCUAAGCCAGAAGGCUGGCAAGAGGGCAUCAAAACGCGUAGAUGAUGGUGCUGGUACAUUCGUUAAUUUAGAGGGCGGGCUCGCCGUGACUCUGAACCUGGAACUCAACCCGAAGGACCCAUCGGGUAUCACAACGCCUUAUAAGCUCCUCAUUCCUGCGCUCUUGUUUGAGGGCACCGAGUAUGACCCUCCCGCCGCACCAGUUACCAAGGGCUGGCGGAAGUGGCUCGGUGUGCAGAGGCACGCCUCGGACAAGCCUUCGGUAGACGAUGAUGAUGAAGCCGAAGCUGAAUAUAGCUCCGAAGAGGAGCACGAUACUCCAGACCAAGCCCAAGAACCCGGACAAGAAAGUCCCCAGGCUGCCGCUCAUGGUCACGCCGUGGUUCAUCCAGUGCCUCACCCAGUGGGCACCAGACCGGCACCCACUCCCGCACCUCAAGCCCUGGAUGAUGAGUACGACGACGAAGAUGACUCCGAGUUUUCCUUUGAACCGGAACCGGAGCCCGCGCCUAAUAUGAAGCGGAGCACAAGUAUUAAGAAGUGGUUUGGGAGGUCAUGA
This is a messenger RNA of Aspergillus puulaauensis, 3921 nucleotides long. RefSeq lists its product as uncharacterized. Gene Ontology annotation, cellular component: membrane. NCBI's taxonomy places the organism in Eukaryota, Fungi, Ascomycota, Eurotiomycetes, Eurotiales, Aspergillaceae. Bases 1 to 3921 code for a protein of 1306 amino acids. The transcript is spliced from 7 exons. The record is from RefSeq and is a predicted model, not a curated record.